AUGCACAGAAUUAGUAGUUUAAACAGAUUAGUUACAAAGAGUUACAAUCAUAAAGCUCUUUUAUAUAGUAAUAUCAAUAUAUUUAGUAAAAGUACAAGAUGUUUUUCAACAUCUGAUUCAAACAAUAGUAGCAACACUCUUAAAGAUAAAGUGAGUGGUGUCGAUAUCAAAACUAAAUAUGUAAAUAACACUGCAGCCACAACUACUGCACCACCACCACCAAAAGGUAGCACAGGUGACAAAUAUAUGGAUAUGUAUAGUGGUGAGGUUCCAAAAGACGAAAAUAAGAAUGAGGGCCCAUCUAUCACUCCACUCAGUCGAUCGGAAUUUUGUAAAUCACUCUUGAUGAUGCGUAAAUCUGGAACAUUGUCAUCGGUCAAUAUGUUGGCAAAGAUGGAGAGUGAAGCAUCGUCACCAGUGUAUGGUUCGAUCGUUCCCUAUGGACUGCUGAUGAAUACCGGCGACAGCAACAACAACAACAAACUGACACCGAUCAUCAUGUUGAAAAAGAGCGAUGAACAUAUCAAGCAUUUCAAACACUUUAGCAAGGUAUCACUCGUUGUGUACCCACUGACACCUGUCGAUCGUCCACCAGCUGCCUACGCGCUGAGUCGUGUCAAUCUGAGUGGUCGCAUGUCGCCGGUAACCGAUGCCGCGCAACGCCCCGCAGCAAAGGAAGCAUUCCUCAAGAAACAUCCCGGAGCAAAGCGUAUGGUCGAAAGCAGUGACAAUGUAUUCUACCGAAUGGAUAUAACCGAUAUCUAUCACUACGAGAGAAAAGGAACCUCGCGUGUUAGUCUGGCAGACUUUGAAGUGGCAACACCCGAUGCCGUAACCAUUGACAGUCGUGAUAUCAUAGAGACACUCAACAACGAUCAUCUAGAAGCGAUUCGUUUGAUUUGCGAGCAAUAUGGUGAUAUCAGAAUCGAUGAAGCAUUCGUAUACUUUGUAGACUCUGCAGGUCUCAACGCAAUCGCCAAGAGAAAGUCGGCGGAAGAGUGGUUCGAUGUUCGUAUUCCCUAUGACAAACCAUUCAAAACAGCAAAAGAAUGUAAAGUUGGUUUAAUUGAAACAAUAAAUGAUAUUAAACAUAAACAUUUAAAUUAA
Molecule: messenger RNA, 1107 nt
Organism: Heterostelium album PN500
Lineage: Eukaryota; Evosea; Eumycetozoa; Acytosteliales; Acytosteliaceae
Exons: 1
Coding region: 1-1107 (368 amino acids)
Source: RefSeq, a predicted model, not a curated record